GCUUUGCCGACCGCUACCCAUCUUAAAACUAACUUCGACAACAACAACGUUAACACAUUCUCAGCAAACCCACUUUGUAAUCCCCCGUUAACCUUAAACUCAUCAUGGCCGAAUCUAAGUCCAACGACAAAACAACAAACUCUCUGUCAGUUAAAGAAGUAAGAGCACCCAAUUUGGCCGAAAGAGCAAAGGAAAAGUUUGAGGCUAUGUUUCAUCCUCAGAAUUCUUCAUGCCAUCAUAACAGGGAAACUCAUGAACUGCAUAAUGGCAUCGACAAGAACAUCUCAUUGGAUGAUGUUAGGGCUCCAAAUGUGUUUGAGAGAGCAAAGGAGGAGUUUCAAGCCCUUGGUCAAGUGUUCCAUCACAAGAAAGAGGCUCCAAUUCAUGAUAUAAGGGAUGGAAGUCAAAUGGCUGAGUCAAACCAUAAACAAGAAAUCCCAAUCUCUCCAUCAGAAACAAAAGGAAAGGAAGUAAACAUAUUUGUGAAAGCUAAGGAAGAGAUUAAAGCCGCCUUACACCAUGAGAAGCCAAAACACCAUCAUCAUAAUGAAACUCAUGGAAGGAGUGAUGAUAUUGAUGAGAAUACCGCUACCAAUGAAGUUAAGGGCCCGAAUGUCUAUGAAAGAGUAAAAGAAGAAUUCGAAGCUGUUUUCCAAGCAAUACAUCCCAAGAAAGAAGCUAAGGAAGAGAUUGAAGCCACCAUACACCAUGAGAAGUCACAACACCAUCAUCAUAAAGAAACUCAUGGAAGGAGUGAUGAUAUUGGUGAGAAUACCCCUGCCAAUGAAGUUAAGGGUCCGAAUGUCUAUGAAAGAGUAAAAGAAGAAUUCGAAGCUGUUUUCCAAGCAAUACAUCCCAAGAAAGAAAGCUGACAAUUUUCCUUCUAAGAUAGCAGUAUGGUGAAUCCAGUUUGAUUGGGAUGAGAGGUAUGUGCAUGAGAUAAACAGUAAACAUAUUUUUGCAGUGUAUCCAUAUACCAGAUGAAAAUCUCUCUCGCCACACCUGAGAAAGUGAUACAAAUAAAAGAUGUUCUUUGUUACUUAUCAUUCAUUCUUGAAGGAUAUUAAUUUUCCUUCGUUAUUUCCCUUUUCACACCUUAUUGCUCCCUUAAAUCACAAGAUUUGAUCUAGUGAAAACUUAAAGUUUGUGGUUCCAAUCCUUUGUAAAACAACCUUAUUCAUCAAGUGGAGUCUAUCUGGUUUAUUUGGGUUGUAAGGCUUGAGGUGUUGUUUGCGGCAAUGAAAGCCUCCUUUCACAUCGCACAUGUACAUUUCAAUGGCCAUCAGUAUUGGGAACACUAGUUAUUUUCGCAAUUAGAUUGGACAUUUUUGAAUAAGAUGGAUUAGAUAUUUUACUUUUGAUUAAAGGAAGGCAAAAAAAGACAAACUAAAGGCAUGUGGUUCAAGCAGAAAAUGUAGAAUAUGUCUAUCCUUCAAUCUACACAGAAACCUUGCCCUACCCAUGAAGAAC
Molecule: messenger RNA, 1470 nt
Organism: Gastrolobium bilobum
Lineage: Eukaryota; Viridiplantae; Streptophyta; Magnoliopsida; Fabales; Fabaceae
Exons: 4
Coding region: 105-872 (255 amino acids)
Source: RefSeq, a predicted model, not a curated record